Molecule: messenger RNA, 1055 nt
Organism: Harpegnathos saltator (Jerdon's jumping ant)
Lineage: Eukaryota; Metazoa; Arthropoda; Insecta; Hymenoptera; Formicidae
Gene: hoka
Product: membrane protein hoka
Exons: 3
Coding region: 221-508 (95 amino acids)
Source: RefSeq, a predicted model, not a curated record
UGAUGAUUCAAAUUAUAUAGGAAUCAUAUACGAAGAAUGUGUCAUACAUUCUUAUAGCGAGGCACAUACAGCGAGGCAGAUAAGCCAUCGGUUCUGUGUUAUCUGCUUAUCACGUAGGCGUGAUUCAGUGCAAGUUUCAUAGACGCCAUUUAGUUAAGUACAGAAUAAGAGCAGCCUGUUUUCGUAUUUCCCUUGACGGUGAUCGCGAGAAUUUUUCAAAAUGUGCUCCAAAAGAAUUAUGUGUUAUUUGGCUAUCGGUUUACUUGUGAUGGGAAUAUUCUUGGAAGAAGUCGAAGCGAGGCGCAAAAUUCUUAGAGGCCGGAAAACGAUAACGAGACAUUAUUACAAAGGCACAGCCAUACCAGCCUGGGCAAUAGUGGUUUUGUCGGGUGUGGGUAUGCUAUUGAUCGGCGCUGGGCUUUUCGUGUUGCUGCAGAAAUUCGUGAUCGACGCUGCUGACACCGGCGAGAGUCACUCCUAUCAGCCUGCGUUGCAGAUCGAAAACUGAAUCUAUUAUUAUCUAUCCAAGAUGGCCGUAUCUAUUAUGAUACUGAAUGCUCACUAUAUAAAUUAUACAACGCAGAAUUUCGGGGGAAAAAUGUACUUUUCUAAAAACACACAAUAGUGUGUUCUCGCUUUAUUUGCGCAUAAUCAUUCAGGACCUUCGCACAAUUGCAUUUAUCUAAUUAAUCUCCUUUUUCUUAGGAUAAGUAAUAUCAAAUUGUACGACACCGUUGUCUGCAAUAUAUUAACAUCGAAGUGUGUUUACAACUGAAUUAUUUGUGGUCUUCAAAGCGGGAGAAAAGGAACGCGACUCGUCCGUAGAUUUAAUGCAUCGUUUGGAUACGUUAAAAUUUGUUGCAAUGGACAACAUACAAACACACACACACAUAAAGCAUUUCUAGCCUGCAAAAUACGUAUAGAUAUUAGCAAUUUCCCCGCUUCGAAGCACGCUAUAUAACAAUAAUUAUGCACUGUCCUAAAAAAAGAAAUUACCAAAAAUCGAAAAGUGAAGUUCCCUGAAUAAUCCCAGAAUCCGAUACGAUCUUCGAAAA